UUGGCCAGCUUUUUUCGAUUCUAGCCCACUGUGCAGUGGGAUCGCGUGGACGGUACGAUUAAAUCAUUCCGGCUCGCGGUGGAUCAUUAAGAGAACAAAAUAAUCGGGACGCGUGGAAAAAGGGUGGCCGUGCAUCACGGGACCGCGAACUGGAGCGGAAGGUAUCGGGACGCUUGCUAGAUUCUUACUUCCUGCGGGUGAAUGUGGGUUAUUGCGGUUUAUAGACACCGGCCCGGCGCUAAUUAAUAAUCCGUUGCUAUUUUUAAGCGGCCGUUGCGACUAAAUGGCAACCGCAAGUUAUUCCGGUUGAAAGAAAAUCAAUAAGGGGGGCGUGAAUGCAGGCGACGUUACGCGUAAAAGCGGCGCGGGCUGAAUAGAGGGUGAACUAAGCUGGAUAGAGGCGUCGAAGCGCGGCGUCCGUUUACUUUCGCCGCUGAAAUAUUAACCGCGCUCCCGAUCGAACUUACUUCAGUAAUGAAAGUUAAAUCCGAAACUAACGCGGUGGUGAGGACGCGCGUCGAUUAAUUCACUGAUUAAUCGCGCACUGCGCUGAAUCAACCCUCCCUUCUGACCUCUCCGCCGAAAAUCCCUUCUCUCAGAACGCCAUACAAAGCGGAGCGACACAUCGAAACGGAGACACGAGAACUUCAUGUUUUACGGAACUUCAUGCAGUUUUAAGUUUGCGGGGGGGUUGUAAAGCUCGUGUCGCCGCUCACGGUUCAACCGUUUCGCGCGUGCAAGUUUACGGGCACCGUUCCCCGGCCUCCCUGCAGCAGGUCUCCAUGUAAGAUCUUGACGCGAGCCAACCUGCGUCUUUUUGUCCAGAAGUAAUGCCUGCCGGCGUACACUCACGGAUGCCGCGGGUAGAACCGGAAUUCGCGGGUAGGACGACACGGUUCGCGGAUGAAGUACAGUGCCGGGCGCGAUAAAUGGGCGCUGACGCGAGAGAGACGUGCCCUUUUACGCGCUCGCGCGCGUUAAAGUGUGUGCGUAUGCGCGUCUGUGUGUCUGCGUGUAUGCAUGAACCGAGCUUUAUUCCCGUCGCGCUUUAAACGACGUUGCAUAGGUCGUCCGCGUCGCCUCGGAAGUCGCUUUUGUUUGCACCUUGACACUCGACCGGUUGUCAACGUCACUAACCAUUUCCGCUCUUUAAGAAAUCGAUACAGGCUAUAAGCACUCCCGCUGUAAGUCUUUACAUUUACCGCCAUAUAAGUCGUAAUUCAUACUAUGGCGAGUCAGUCGCCCACUCGCGAUGCUAUCGGAUGGACUUGAACUCGCCGUGACUCGCGUGGCUCCGCAAGUUUCGUUACCCUUGGAUAACAGCGAUUGCAACAAUAGGAAUGGGGUAAUCAUCAGUUGCGUGAAGGAGUUCAGAGGACACAGCCCUCCGAUCGAACCUCGCCGGGUCAUCAGACAUUUUUUUGAGCUUUUGAGGCGGACGUUCGCAGCGAAUGAUCGCAAUGGACUCGUGGUUUUAACCACUUCAUCGACGUUCGAAGUAUUGCAGAUUACGAGACGAGAGUAUCACCUACACACGGCGCAUGGAGCCAUAUAAGAACGCUGCGUUAACGAGGGACGACAAUGCUCGACUUCCGCAAGCGUAUCCGAGAAGUGUACGAUGUCAUCAUUAGUAGAAAUUUGAUUUGUGACAAUGACGUGUCAACGGAACUUGGAGGAAGGUCGUGGCUGUAUCUGUUCUGCGCGCGAUGUCAUGGUCGCGACGACACGCCAUCGUGGGAGCCGCCGGGAUGGAGGAGAGCGUGUCCGCAGCCAUUCUGUCCCACAUACAGGAAAUUCGCCCGGGUUCUCUGUCUGUUCCUUUUGGGUCUGCUACUCUGGGGUGUCGUCUACUCGGUAAUAGGCGACGACGCGGCCCCAGGUGGCCAGCUGUUCGGAUUGGCCGCCCUCUGCAUCGCCGCGCACUUCGGGGGUUGGCUGAUCUCUUUGACUACCCUCCCGGCCUUGAUCGGUAUGCUGAUCACCGGGCUGAUACUGCAGAAUAUCGGACUCGUCUCGAUCGAAGGGCAGUACACCGUCGUAGUCGCCAAUCUACGGAAAAUUGCCCUGGUUAUCAUACUCACUAGAGCGGGCUUGGAUCUCGAUCCCACCGCUCUGAAGCGAUUAAAAGUCACCGUGCCGAAGCUCGGCUUGAUACCGUGGGUAGUGGAAGCCACGGUGAUAGCGGUAACGACGAAGUAUCUCCUGGAUUUGCCAUGGGUAUGGGGUUUCCUCCUCGGAAGCAUCAUAGCAGCCGUCUCGCCAGCCGUCGUGGUGCCCUGCCUCUUCAGAUUACGUGCCAAAGGUUACGGAGUCGCCAAGGGGAUUCCGACGCUGAUCAUUGCAGUGGCCGGGAUCGACGACGCGGCAUCGGUGGCGAUCUAUGGGAUCAUCAAGAGCGUCAUGUUUUCCCACGACGCCCUGUGGUACCAGAUCCUACAGGGCCCCAUCGCCAUCGUCGGCGGCCUCGGAUUCGGCAUCAUGUGGGGCUGGCUGGCGAAAUAUGUGCCGGAAAAGGGCGACCCCUUCAUAGUGCCUCUCCGAGUGCUGAUGCUGCUCGGGGGUGGGCUGCUGGCGGUUUUCGGCAGCGAGGCGAUCGAGCUCGGUGGUGCCGGACCGCUGGCGGUCGUGGCUGCAGCCUUCGUCAGCUGUUACUUUUGGCAACAGGAAGGCUGGGAAGUGGACGACAAUCCGGUGGCCACGUCGUUCGAGAUCUUCUGGAUGAUAUUCGAGCCGAUCCUCUUCGGCGUCACCGGCACGCAGAUCAGGAUCAACGAGCUCGAAGGGAAGACGGUCUACCUUGGUCUGGGUUGUCUGCUCGCCGGCAUCGUCAUCCGUAUCAGCGCGACUGUUUUGGUCAGCAUCGGCUCCAAGCUCAAUCUCAAGGAGAAGGUCUUCAUCGCGCUCUCGUGGAUGUCAAAGGCGACCGUGCAGGCGGCGUUAGGUCCGGUGACUCUAGACGAGGUCGACAAGAACGACGAGAAGCAGCUCGAGUACGCGCAGACGGUGCUGAUGAUGUGCGUGCUGUCGGUGCUGCUGACCGCACCUUCCGGUGCCAUCGUGAUCUCGCUCUCAGGACCGAAGCUACUGACGAAGACUACCGCGCCUGUGGGACCGCCGGAAGUCUGGAAGACGCGCCGGCCCUCGAUCCGCGACAUCUCGAUCAUCAACGAGGACCCGGACCUCGAGGAGACCGCGAACGACCGGAAACCCUGACAGUCGCGUUUAAUUCGGGUUCUAAGCCAAACAGAUGAGAGCCCGCCGCCGUUCCCCGGCAUCCAGUGACGCUUCAAAGUGCCUUGAGGAGCUAACUGCUCAAGACGUGAUGGAUUUAAUGGCCACGAAUGUGUAUUCACAUGGACGCUGAUGAUCAAACGCCGAGAAGACGCUGAGAAGAUGGCUGAUUGAUCAAGAGGAUUGAUGUUACAUACUUCAUUGAUGAUUGACAGUUAUAUACUUUCAUCGGUGUGAUCAUUGGUAGCUGACUGAUGUUUGUGAAUGAAGAUGAAAUAAUUAUGGUGAUAUUGCAGUGGUAGCAUGAUUGGAACUUUUACCUUAAGUUGUACGCGAGAAAAGACUAUAUCUAAUUGUUUGCACGAGAACGUCUGUCUGUUUCGUAGCCGGAAACGCGGGUUUAUAAGCGAUGAUUCCUAGGCAUGAAAUAAGGAUCGAGGAGUGGCGUGUUCCGCGCAGCGCGCGAUGAUAUUGGAAUACAAAAAUGUGGUUGCAUACAUUUUUUGAUCCGGAUUCCGAUGCUUUUUACGAUCCUGGAACUCGAACUCUGGAAAUAUUCAAAAAUAUAAGGAACCUAGUGUUUGCGGAUUUAUAAGUUUACACAUUAUAAAUUCUGACAUUGAAUCCUGUGAUUUAAAAAUGCAUCUUUUCUAACAUCUGCUGUGAGAGAGCCUUGAUCGAUUUGUUGAUAAUAUUUAGGUAUAUUUUUCCUUUUAUCUUCACUUUGUUUUAUGUGCACAAAUAUGAAUAAGCCGCUGCAAACAUCUUUUAUUAUACAUGUACAUACAUAGUUUAAAUAGAUUUGUUAUUGGUACUGAUUUCCUCGUAUCUUUAAGCAAAAAGACCAGAUUGCGUUACAGAAGAAGCAACCACGUUUUAAUAAGCAACUUGCCGAUUAACUCACCCAACUUAGCCCUUGUCGAAGAAAAUAACCCGUUGGGCGAUAGGUUGCCAUGUGACACGUAAAGACAUUUUUGUAACAAGUACAAAAAACGCUAUUGCGUAUGCGUUGGUUUGCUAUUAAUAUAUUAUAAUAUUACUCACCGGUAUUAAGCGUGCGUCAAUUUGAUGAGAAUUGUGUUCGAUGAAUGAUUGAUGAACGGUGAUUGCGUUAUUAUAAAGUUUAAGUGAGACGUUUAUUUCGAGGAGGUGUAAAUGCGAGGCAAAACGUCUGAUAUUAGAGUUAGAUGGAUAUGUAAAAUAGUGCCACCUAAUAUUUUAACUCUUCUCUUGAAUAUUUUAACUCUUCUCUUCUCCAUCUUCGGUGGAAGAACCAGCCAGACUCGAAUUUUAAUUUUAGGAUGACGUAGAAGUUCAUUCUCAACGAUUCCGGAAACGAUAGUGUAAAUGAAUGGAUUAUGCUGCGAACAGAUACAUCGUUGGGAAACUGUUAAUUUCAUUGUUAGAAUUUAUUUGACUAUAUAUUAAAAAUAAAAGCAAUUUUUGCUACCUGUGGAGUUGCCAAUAUUUAUUCAGCUCCUAUCGAUUGUUGAGAAAUUGAUAUUGCAGUGUCACAUAUGCGACGAAUAAAAUCCGAUAAAUUUAUAAUGAUAAUAUUUUUAAAAUAAUACGCGAAA
Messenger RNA from Ooceraea biroi (clonal raider ant), 4808 nucleotides. It is a transcript of the gene Nha1, whose product is annotated as Na[+]/H[+] hydrogen antiporter 1. The record is from RefSeq and is a predicted model, not a curated record. NCBI's taxonomy places the organism in Eukaryota, Metazoa, Arthropoda, Insecta, Hymenoptera, Formicidae. Gene Ontology annotation, cellular component: membrane. Gene Ontology annotation, biological process: proton transmembrane transport. Gene Ontology annotation, molecular function: antiporter activity.